Molecule: messenger RNA, 1313 nt
Organism: Agrilus planipennis (emerald ash borer)
Lineage: Eukaryota; Metazoa; Arthropoda; Insecta; Coleoptera; Buprestidae
Product: zinc finger protein 277
Exons: 6
Coding region: 84-1226 (380 amino acids)
Source: RefSeq, a predicted model, not a curated record
UAUAACCAUAGAUAACUAUAACCUACAAAAAUACGAAGACGUCAGACUUCAAAAAUUUCUAAAACUUUAAUAAAACAUAAAUUAUGUCAGUUUUAGAGAAAACAAAUAAGUCUUUUGGUCCAUUUCUUUUGGAAGAAGUGGUAAAAGACGAAGAUGAAAUCGAAACAUGUUGUUUAUUAUGCGAAGACAAGUUUAAUCUCAGCCUAGCUUUACCAAUAUUUCUUUGUCAUUUGUUUGAGGUGCACCAUGUAGUUAUUGAAGAUGUACAGUUUAUUGACAAUUUAGAAGGAUACAUUAAGUACUGGAGAGAACGAUUUAAAAAUGUCGAAAUGUGUUCCAUUGUACCAUCUGUACCAAUUCAGACAACAGAAAAAUACUAUUUAAUUUCUACAUUAAUGAAAGAAGAUAAGGAAUUGAGACAUAAAUUAAGAUUAGAGAAAAUGUUAAAGGUACAAGAAUUUGAAAGAACAGACACGAAUUUUCGACAGACAUGCUUAAUUUGCCGAUUUGAAUUUGAAGGACUUCGAAGAGACUACAUAGGUCAUCUAAUGUCCCAACACAAUUUUCAUCUGGGUAAUCCUCAAAAUUUAGUGUAUAUUGAUGAAUUAAUAGAUAGGCUUCAAGAAAAAAUAAAUUCUCUUCAAUGCAUUUACUGUGAAGGCACUUUUCCUGAUAGAAACACCUUGAAGGAACACAUGCGAAAAAGACAACAUAAAACCAUUAAUCCUCUGAACAAAAGCUAUGAUAAGUAUUAUUCAGUUAAUUAUUUAGAACCUGAUGGAGCCUGGGAUCAACAUAAGAAAAAACAUAACGAUCCACCUAUAGCUCUUGAAGCGUCUUUAAAUUCUGAUGAAGAAUAUGAGGAUUGGAAAGAAGGAAAAGAAGAUUUUAUAAUUUGUCUGUUUUGCAAGCACAAAGAAACAUCAAAAGUUCUAAUUUGUAAUCACAUGUCUCAAGCUCAUAAUUUUAAUUUCGAUUGUUUAGUACAAGAAUUAGAUUUCUAUUUAAAAGUUAAAUUAGUAAAUUACAUUAGAAAACGAAUGCACGAAUUACAGUGCAUCUACUGCGAGACAAUCUUUGAAAAUGACCAACUUUUACAAGAACAUUUAGCAACUGAAGAACAUUUUAAAAUGCCAGAUAUUAAAAAUUUUGAUCAACCAGAAUUCUUCUUUCCAACGUAUGAAAAUGACACACUUUUAUAUUUUUUGGAAGACGUAGAUGAUUAAAACAGUGUGAUGUAUUACCCUUAAUAUUCACAGAUAAUUACGAUGUAUUUUCCGUAAUUUCGGAUUUAAAUAAAUAGAUAACUUAUA